AUGUCAGAGCUCACACAGCUUCCUGUGUCUGGAUCCAGCUUCAGGCGACUCACACAGUCGGACUCCUCCUCACUCCAAAGGUCCUGCUGCCUGAACACAAGAGACCGAGGAGUCCCGGCGACAGACGAGGAGGAACCAGGGAUGGGAGCGCAGGAGAAGAAGAAGAAGGGCGAAGAGGAGGAGGAGGUGGGGAAGAAACAGAAAAGCUCCAAAGAAGUUUAUUUCUCCGUCCUGCCGGAUAAAUACGAGCCUCUGAUCGAGGAGGAGGAGGAGGAGGAGACGCCGGAGGAGAGGAGGAAGAGGAAGGAGGAGAAGAAGAGGAAGAAGAAGAGGAAGUACAAGAAGUACAGAAAGAACGUUGGGAAGGCUCUACGCUUCAGCUGGCGCUGUCUGAUGAUCGGGCUACAGAACAUGGCGUCUGCUUACUCCACGCCGGUGGCUGCGGUGGUGGUCCCGGUGGUGAGGGGGGGCUAACAGGGGAGCAGCACCUGGCUCAAUGGGACUGUAAGGUGAUGGUGAGGCCCCUGGAGGUUCUGGGCCCCUGGUCGUGAGCCUGGUCCUUCCAUAGUCUGACCUUCAGACAAUAACCUGAUGAUCGUGACAACAGAGGAAAGAUGAAUGUUCUUUCAGUGGUUUAAUAAAAGUUGAACUUUUGCUUGUGAAGGUGGAGGAAUGUGUUUGUUUGUUUGAAAGAAAAACUUUAUACACAUUAUGUUGUUGUUUACGUUAAGUCUGUAUUAUAUUAUCAUAAUCUGACUAUGUAUUUGACAUUAUACAUACAUAUAUUUUAUUUCCGUGUCAUGUUUGUCCAGUAUAAUAUUUUUAUUAUAUAUGUAAGUGUAUUAUGUUUAUUGUAUACAUAAGUGUAUUAUAUGUUUAUUAUAUAUAUAUUAGUGAAUUAAAUGUUUUUAAUACACUAAUAUUCCAGCACAUUUAAUGUUUACCAUCAAUUUUAAAUCUUGUCAUCUUCAUUUUUUUUUACUUCGCUGCUUUGUAUGAAUGCAUCAAACUCUUUUAUGAAAUAUUAAUGAGCAUUAAAACUUUCAUUGGAUUUUAGAGAAUAAAUGUCAUCUUUGA
Messenger RNA from Scophthalmus maximus (turbot), 1077 nucleotides. It is a transcript of the gene c1h1orf115, whose product is annotated as chromosome 1 C1orf115 homolog. The transcript has 2 exons. The coding region runs from base 1 to 474 and encodes 157 amino acids. The record is from RefSeq and is a predicted model, not a curated record. Lineage: Eukaryota; Metazoa; Chordata; Actinopteri; Pleuronectiformes; Scophthalmidae.